AUGCCACCAAAGGAAGCCGUUAAGAAAUGGAAAGCCCCAAAGGGCCCCAAGCCAAUCCAUCGUAAGAAUAAGAAUACUAUCGGAUUAGGGAGAGCUAUUCAAUCUGCUCGUCAAAAAGAAAAUUCCAUCGAAUAUUUGCCUGAUGGUGAAAUGAGAUUCACUACAGACAAACAUGAAGCUAGUUGGGUCAAGUUAAGAUCUGUCACUCAGGAGACUGCGUUGGAUGAAUUUUUAAGUACUGCUGAAUUGGCUGACAAAGAUUUCACUGCCGAUAGACAUUCUAACGUUAAGAUUAUUCGUUUAGAUAGUGGUGUUGAGAAUGCUUCCUCACAAGGGUUUGGUUUAACUAACGAACAAAGAGGAAAAUUGGAUGCUAAACAAAGAGCUCAUGCUCGUGAAUUGAUUGUUCCAAGAAGACCUGCUUGGGACUCUACAACCACUAAAUAUCAAUUAGAGAGACAAGAAAAUGAUGCGUUUUUGGAAUGGAGAAGAAAAUUAGCUUUCUUACAAGAAACUAAUGACGAUUUGUUAUUGACACCCUUCGAAAGAAAUAUUGAAGUUUGGAAACAAUUAUGGAGAGUCGUUGAAAGAUCUGAUCUAGUUGUUCAAAUUGUAGAUGCAAGAAACCCAUUAUUAUUUAGAUCUGUCGAUUUAGAAAAUUAUGUUAAAGAACUUGAUGAAAGAAAACAAAAUUUGUUAUUGGUGAACAAAGCAGAUCUAUUGACUACAAAACAAAGAAUUGCAUGGGCCGAAUAUUUUAUUAAACAAGGUAUUUCUUUCACAUUUUAUUCUGCAUUAAGAGCUAAUCAACUGUUAGAAAAGCAAAACGAAUUAGGUGAUGAUUAUCUUUCAGAGGAGGAAGAGGAAGAAGAAGAAGAGAUCGAUGAAUCAAUCGAUCCUGAAAUUCAAGAAAAGAUCAAAAUCUUGAGUAUAGAUCAAUUGGAAGAAUUGUUUUUAACUAAAGCUCCACAAGAACCAUUGACCAAGCCAUUGCCUGGCCGUCCUUCCCUAUUACAAAUUGGUUUAGUUGGUUACCCAAAUGUUGGUAAAUCUUCAACUAUUAACUCCUUAGUUGGUGCAAAGAAGGUUUCUGUCUCAUCUACUCCUGGUAAGACUAAACAUUUCCAAACUAUUAGGCUCUCAGAUUCGGUAGAAUUAUGCGAUUGUCCAGGUUUAGUGUUCCCAAAUUUCGCUUACAAUAAUGGUGAAUUGGUCUGUAAUGGUGUCUUACCAAUUGAUCAACUUCGUGAUUUCAUCAGUCCCUCAAAUCUAGUUGCUCAAAGAGUUCCUAAAUAUUUCCUAGAGGCCGUAUAUGGUAUUCAUAUUCAAACAAAGAGUGUCGAUGAAGGUGGUAAUGGUAUAGUUCCAACUGGUCAAGAAUUAUUGAUUGCAUACGGUAGAGCUCGUGGUUAUAUGACUCAAGGUUUUGGUUCUGCAGAUGAAGCUCGUUCAAGUCGUUACAUUCUAAAGGAUUACGUGAAUGGUAAAUUGUUGUACAUCAACCCACCACCACAUUUGGAAGACGACACUCCUUACACUACUGAAGAAUCCCAAGAAUUUAACAAAGACCUUUAUGUGUUUGAACGUUUACCAGAGACAAGAAAAGAACAAAUCGCAGAAGCUGCCAAGUCUAAAGGUAUCGAAGUUGUUGAUUUAUCCCGUGAUUUAAAGAACCUAACAUUCUCUGCACACACUGGUGGUGAUGACAAGACUGAAGCUAAAGCUGUAACACACGGUGGUAAGCAAGCAGCUCUGUACAACGCUGCCACUGAUCUAGAUAAAGAAUUCUUCAAGAUGGAUGGUGUAGAGGGCCAAUUGACAAAUCCAUUCCAUAAGAAUGGUAAUCAAGGUAACGGUUCAAAGAAGCAUAACAAGAAAAACAAGAAAGGAAAAAAAAGAGCUCUGAUGAUGGCUGAUUAA
Messenger RNA from Maudiozyma saulgeensis, 1920 nucleotides. The record is from the annotation of a GenBank genome assembly. NCBI's taxonomy places the organism in Eukaryota, Fungi, Ascomycota, Saccharomycetes, Saccharomycetales, Saccharomycetaceae.